Naumovozyma castellii is the source of this 819-nucleotide messenger RNA. RefSeq lists its product as uncharacterized. The coding region runs from base 1 to 819 and encodes 272 amino acids. The transcript has a single exon. Lineage: Eukaryota; Fungi; Ascomycota; Saccharomycetes; Saccharomycetales; Saccharomycetaceae. The record is from RefSeq and is a predicted model, not a curated record.
AUGGAGUUGAGAAGAUCGUCAUCGACGUCUUCAGAUUUGGAAGCAUAUGUGUAUUUUGACCAAUUUAGGGCGUUUCAAGUAUUGACGAGGCCCACAUUGUUCUCAAUAUAUGACGAUGACAUUAUUCGGAGUUCUGGAGAUGUGGAUUCAAGGAUUGGAGGAAUCAGGAAACGAGUUUUGAGGGGGAAGAGAAGAUGGAAGUAUAGAAGGAGGCAAGGAACUGCGAGGAAAUUGUUUAAUUUGAUUGUGUUGUCGCUGUUCGGAAUUGCGUACAACGAACUUGCCUUUUACUUGUAUCAAUCCACCAUUAUAAAUAAAAUGUCUCCUCUCAGGUUUAUGAUGUUUUAUGGAUUACCAAGAUGGAUGAACUAUUCGUUGGAGGGUGUGUCAUUGGGGUUUUUGGUGCCAUUAUUAGACGUAUUAUUGUUUAAGAAAACUGUUACGGUGGAGUAUCCUGAGACUGAGACAGAGAUUGGGAUUGGGACAGAAUUUGACUAUGGUUGGGGCUUUAUGUUGGCCAUAAUAAACAUUAUUAUGGGGAUUAUCUACGGUAUACGAAAGCUAGAAUGGGAUUCAGCGAUGCAAAGUGCUGAAGCGUGGUAUUUACUGAACAUCAUACUAUGGCUAUUGUUGGACAACGGAUCUUUGUCCAUCCUUUCCAGUUGGAUUGUGUUAAGUCUCAUGGGGAUUGUAAGUAAUUGUUAUGGGGGAGGAUCACCAUGUCAAUGGGAGCAAUUACUUUAUUUCUGUAAUUUUCUGUUUGUGGGGCUACUAUUCUUUGGCAACUUGGGAAGAUACUUAUUCUUAACAUGUAAAUAG